This is a messenger RNA of Hirsutella rhossiliensis, 270 nucleotides long. Its product is annotated as tRNA synthetases class I (R) domain-containing protein. Gene Ontology annotation, molecular function: arginine-tRNA ligase activity; ATP binding. NCBI's taxonomy places the organism in Eukaryota, Fungi, Ascomycota, Sordariomycetes, Hypocreales, Ophiocordycipitaceae. Bases 1 to 270 code for a protein of 89 amino acids. Gene Ontology annotation, biological process: arginyl-tRNA aminoacylation. The transcript has a single exon. The record is from RefSeq and is a predicted model, not a curated record.
AUGUCAAACGCCGCUGGGAUCCAUCUACCCAUCUUCUUCACUUCGCAUUCUCUCGGACGGCUAAUUCUUCUCUACGUCUUCCAACGACAAAAUUCGUACGGCAAAAAUCCGUAUGUCGGCCUCGGUGAUCCAUCGGCAGGCCACCCCAGCCGCAGACGGGUCAUCGUCGAGUUCUCGUCGCCCAACAUCGUCAAGGAGUUUCACACCGGACACCUGCGCAGUACCAUCAUCGGCGCCUUCAUCUCCAAUCUCUACGAGAGCGUGGGCUGA